This is a messenger RNA of Sycon ciliatum, 2417 nucleotides long. RefSeq lists its product as uncharacterized. Gene Ontology annotation, molecular function: transmembrane transporter activity. The record is from RefSeq and is a predicted model, not a curated record. The transcript has a single exon. Gene Ontology annotation, biological process: transmembrane transport. Lineage: Eukaryota; Metazoa; Porifera; Calcarea; Leucosolenida; Sycettidae. The coding region runs from base 612 to 2051 and encodes 479 amino acids.
AGCUACCUGUACCCCAACAAGAUCCGGUUCUGCAGAACAACUAGAGCUUGGUCAUAAUCAUCAUAUUUUUACCGUCGUCCAUGCAAGGAGUUGAGGUAGUAGACGAGGCGAUUGCGAUCACGCCGCACGAUAUCGUGAACUAAUCGCUGCCACAACACUUCUAGAGCAUGCAGUUCGGGAUUGACGUCGGUCAGCUAAGAGGCGCUUCUACGGAUGGUGGUGUGUUUGCGUCACACCGUACUCCGUAGCCAAGUCAGCCGGAACAGUUCCAAAUACUCGUAGACUGUCGUGCAAAUGCUUACACCACAACUGCGCGUGUAGUUUUUAGGAGGUGCUGUGCAUUGUGGGUAUUUGCUGGAAAACGUUCAGCAAGCUGAACUCAACACAGCAGCUGCUACCGGUGAUACUAGUCACGGGGGGGAUAUUGUGGAAACUGAACUCCCCUCCAGUGAGUUCUGGCCACGCUGAUCUCCGUCAGUGUGCCGUAAGCCAGUCAAGUGGCGUUAGUUACUCCAGAACAGACAGGGAGACAGCGGAGGGAACUCAAGCUGUUUCCCGGCGGAGCAUGAGUAGCAAUUGCCAGGGGAGUGCCAAAUAUCAAGCUACUAACUAUGGAGUCGAAGGGGAAGCUUGAUGACGACGCGACGGCCUUGCUGAAAAGUCCGGGAACGGAAGCGGUAACGUCACAAGUGGAUGCGGAUGCCAAGCAGACCGCAGACGAGACGAGCUCGGCGUUGACAGAUCUCUCUCGUCUGCACCGCGGUCUGAUCGUGUGUUGCGUGUGUCUCGCCGUGUUCAGUGUCUCCUUCAACCUGGGCACUCUCGGUCCGUUCUUCUUCAAAGCCGCUCUGGCAAAGAACCCGGGGGCUGGUGCCGGGUAUCACACCGCUAUUGGCGCCGUGUUCAGCUUCAGCCACCUGGCUGGACUGUUCAUAGGCCCGCUGAUCGUGCAUGACCUUCCUAAUAUCGGCAGCAAGCAAGUGCUGGUGCUGGCAACGGGUACCAUGGGUUCCGCUUCGCUACUCUUCUCCGCUUUGAACAGUAUCUCUGAUUGGAAGGUGUUCUUAGCCUAUUCCUACGUCAUACGGUUCAUAGUGGGUGCAGCGCUGCUCGGGACCACUAUACCGGCAAUGACGUACCUGACCCAGAUGUACCCGGGCAGCCUGGGAUUUGUGAACAGCUGUAUGACGACGAGCCUGUCCCUGGGUCAUGCGUUCGGUACCCUGCUAUCGGGAGCCCUGUACGACAUCGGUGGUUUCAUGCUGCCAUUCAUUGUUACGGGUAUUGUCGGUCUCCUGGCUUCGCUCUCCGUCGCGCUAGUGGUGCUCGACAUCGACAAGCUCGCGCUAGAGCAACGAAGCGGAGUUGCAGAGAAGCAAGUCCGUACGCUCGCCCUUCUCCGCUAUCCCUGGACCUGGUUCUUGCUGGUGCUGACUGCGUUCGUCACGCUGGCCUACUGUGCCGUUGAGGCGUUGCUCGGACAGCGCAUGCGAUCGGAAUUCGGCGUGAGCCCGGCGAUCAUUGGCACGGCCCUAGCACUUCUGUUCACGUUGAGUGUUGUGCUAGCGCCGCUGGUCGGCAAGGUGUUGGACAGAGGCUGGAACACCUAUGUGAUCCUGGCCGUGGCACAGUCCCUGAUGGCACUUGGCUGUAUCCUGGUUGGCCCUGCACCAGGCCUGCGCUUGCCCAGUUCCCUGACUCUAGUGUUCAUCUCCAUGCUACCUCUGGGUAUAGGGCGAGUGAUGGCCAUCGUCGGAUGUCCCGUUGCACUGGCCCAGUUCCUGCAGGAGGCAGGGGUGGGCACAGUGGGCGAGACCAGAGUGGCGCUGAUCGGCCUGUACCGGACAUGCCUGGCCGCCGGCUUCGUCGCCGGUCCGCUCAUCAUGAGUCCACUGGUGUCCGUCUUGAACUUUCCAGCAGCGUUCGGUCUUCUUGGACUGGUGUAUCUUGCACUGGCAUUGCUAAUUGUUACGCUGAAAUGGUCAGGUACUCUAGCUAGCAAGGUGAAGCUGCUGUUUGGUGCCCGAGCUUCUGUGGACAGAGAACAGUGAUAUGGGUACUGUGGACCCUGGAGAGAACACUCAACUUCAGCCCGACCUCCAUAGAUGACGUUCCAUUUCCAGACUCUGUAUCUGUCUGUCUGUCUGUCUCUCUGUCUGUCUGUCUGCCUGUCUGUCUGUCUGCCUUUCUGUCUGUCUGUUUGUCUUUCUUUCUUUCCCAGCCUCUCAUUUUGUUCUGCGGGUGUAUUCACAAUAUUGUACCAGGUUCGUUGUAAUGACCAUGUAAAAACGAUCAUGUUCUUAUGAACCCACAGCGCAAAAUUGCCUCAGGGAGGGAGGGAUGGUCAGCAAUAUCUGCCCAGGCACAAAUUCAUUGUAGUCGACCGAGAUUAUUAUUGUGACUCAUCCCUCCAUGCA